UUUUAACACUGAAACGUCUAAACCAAUUAAUUGUAAAAUUUUAGAUAAAUUAAAAUGUCGUUUUUGGAAUCCUCUAAAACAUCUGGAAUUUCGAGAAAUCUGGACAGUUCUCACGGUUGUGAUUUUUGUGCGUACUCUACAACCUCGUUUUGUCUUAUGAAAGGCCACGUCAGACGCUAUCAUGUAUUAUCGUCACCGUUUAACUGCGAACACACCAACCUCGAAUGUUACAAGUGCAAGAACUGCCAUUUCCAGACAGAAUUGCUACUUCUUUUCAAACAACAUGUUAAUCAAUGUGGUAGUUUUAAGAAAGAAAAGGAAGACAAUUUUACGUGUGAAGAAUACACCAUACAAAACUAUAUUUGUGAAGAGUGUAAUUUUGAAACACAUUUUGUGGUUAAAUGGAUUCAACAUAUUGCAUUUUGUUUAAAAAACGUGGGAAAGCCUCCAACAGUAAGUGAAAAUGUUGAUAAAAGUUUGUCUGUGUGGUAUAGCUGUGAUCAGUGUGAACUCAAGUAUAAAUGUAAAAGAUCUUUAAACAUGCACAAAAUUUCAAAACACUUGAGUGACAAUGAAAUACUUUGGUAUUACUGUGCAGAGUGUUCAUAUAGAGCCAAGCUAAAGGGUAAUUUAAAGUUUCAUAUAAACAUGCGGCACAUGCAUGAAGAUGCCGUUAAAUGGUACCAAUGCCAAAAGUGUCCAUAUAAAACUAGAAAAGCUUUCAAUUUACAAAAACACCAACCUGUGCAUCACAAAAUACAAAAUAUUAAAUGGCAUGAAUGCCAAAACUGCUCAUUUAAAACCAGGUUUAAGUCAGUUUUAAAUAGCCACAUAAAUGCUGACCAUCCAGAAAAAACGAGCUUUAAGUGGUAUGAAUGCAAACAAUGUACAUUUAAAAGUAAAUACAGGUGUAGUUUAAAAAGUCACACAAAUUCACACCAUUCAGAAGUACAAGAUAUUAAAUGGUAUGAAUGCCAAAAGUGCGCAUAUAAAACUAAAUAUAAAGCUAGUUUAAAAAGUCACGUGAAUGUUCGCCACUUAGAUGAACAAAAUGCCAAAUGGUAUGAAUGCAAAAAAUGUCCUUACAAAGCUAAACUUAGAGAAUUAUUAUACCAACACAUAAACGCGCACCAUUCAGACAAAAACGAUGUUAAAUGGUACGAGUGCAAACUUUGUUCAUACCGAACGAUAUAUAGAACGUCAUUACGGAAUCACAACAAUUCGCACCAUCUGGACGAUAAAGAUAUUAAAUGGUAUGAGUGCAAAAUAUGCCAAUUUAAGAGUAAACGAAAAGGGGAUCUAAAGCAGCACGUAGACACGCUUCAUUCAAACGAAGCCAAUACAAAAUGGCACGAGUGCAGUAAAUGCGAAUUCAAAACUAAAUACAAAUCUAGUUUAAUGGCACACAUAAAUGCGCACCACUUAGAUGCACAAGAUAUUAAAUGGUAUGAGUGCGAAAAGUGCCCAUACAAAGCUAAACUUAAAUCUAGCUUAAAAAGUCACGUGAAUGUUUGGCACUUGGAUGACGAAAACGCUAAAUGGCAUGAAUGCGAUUUGUGCCCGUACAAAGCUAAACAUAAAUCUAGCUUGAAACUUCACGUGAAUGUUCGGCACUUGGAUGAACAAAAUGCCAAAUGGUAUGAAUGCGAAAAAUGUCCAUAUAGAGCUAAACGUAGAGCGUUGUUAAACCAACACGUAAACGCGCACCAUUUGGAUAAAAAAGAUGUUAAAUGGUAUGAGUGCAAGCUUUGUCCAUACAGAACGGUGUAUAGAGGGUCGUUACGAUAUCACAACAAUGCGCGCCAUUUGGACGAUAAGGACGUUAAAUGGCACGAAUGCGAAGAGUGUACAUACAAGUGUAAGCGAAAAUGGGUUCUAAAGCAGCACAUUGACGCGAUUCACUCGAAUAGAGAGAACACUAAAUGGUAUGAGUGCAGUAAAUGUGAAUUCAAAACUAAAUAUAGAUCGAAUUUAAUUACACACGUAAAUGGACGCCAUUAG
This is a messenger RNA of Zophobas morio, 2001 nucleotides long. Its product is annotated as zinc finger protein 43-like. Bases 55 to 2001 code for a protein of 648 amino acids. The record is from RefSeq and is a predicted model, not a curated record. Lineage: Eukaryota; Metazoa; Arthropoda; Insecta; Coleoptera; Tenebrionidae. Gene Ontology annotation, molecular function: DNA-binding transcription factor activity, RNA polymerase II-specific; RNA polymerase II transcription regulatory region sequence-specific DNA binding. The transcript has 2 exons. Gene Ontology annotation, biological process: regulation of transcription by RNA polymerase II.